AUGCAUCCUACGAGAAAAUGCAAAACAUGGAGUUGGAACCGAAGAAAUUCUUUGCAUCAGUCAGCAGUGGAGAAGAGAAGCCAUUUGAUUUCUUACGCACUUUAUUUGAGGGUGUUAUUGCAGGAGGUACAGCUGGAGUAGUCGUUGAAACAGCUUUAUAUCCAAUUGAUACAAUAAAGACACGACUGCAGGCAGGUCAACUGAGUGCAGCUCGUGGUGGAGGACAAAUAGUUCUUAAGGGCCUAUACUCUGGAUUGGCUGGAAAUCUUGCUGGUGUCCUACCGGCUUCUGCCAUGUUUGUCGGUGUUUAUGAACCCACAAAGCAGAAAUUAUUGAAGGUUUUUCCCGAAAAUCUUAGUGCUGUUGCUCAUCUGACUGCAGGUGCCAUUGGAGGGCUUGCUGCUUCUCUGAUACGUGUUCCAACAGAGGUUGUCAAGCAAAGGAUGCAGACCAGUCAAUUUGCUUCUGCCCCUGAUGCUGUCCGCCUUAUUGUUUCCAAGGAGGGUUUUAAAGGUCUCUAUGCGGGGUAUGGAUCUUUUUUGCUGCGAGAUUUACCAUUUGACGCGAUUCAAUUCUGCCUGUAUGAGCAGCUUCGAAUAGGUUAUAAGUUGGCGGCCAAGAGAGAUCUAAAUGAUCCUGAGAAUGCUAUGGUUGGCGCUUUUGCUGGUGCACUUACAGGAGCUAUAACUACUCCCCUUGAUGUGAUAAAGACAAGAUUAAUGGUUCAGGGAUCAGCAAACCAGUACAAAGGUAUUUUUGAUUGUGUUCAGACUAUUGUCAAAGAGGAAGGACCUCCUGCCCUUUUGAAGGGUAUUGGGCCAAGAGUGCUGUGGAUUGGCAUUGGGGGUUCAAUAUUCUUUGGUGUUCUUGAGAGCACAAAGCGAUACCUUGCUCAGAGGCGCCCUAUUCAUCAAGAUCCAUACUCAAAGCAAGAUUAG
Molecule: messenger RNA, 938 nt
Organism: Ilex paraguariensis (yerba mate)
Lineage: Eukaryota; Viridiplantae; Streptophyta; Magnoliopsida; Aquifoliales; Aquifoliaceae
Source: the annotation of a GenBank genome assembly